Messenger RNA from Triticum aestivum (bread wheat), 2043 nucleotides. Its product is annotated as pentatricopeptide repeat-containing protein At2g35030, mitochondrial-like. NCBI's taxonomy places the organism in Eukaryota, Viridiplantae, Streptophyta, Magnoliopsida, Poales, Poaceae. Gene Ontology annotation, biological process: RNA modification. The transcript has a single exon. The coding region runs from base 35 to 1546 and encodes 503 amino acids. Gene Ontology annotation, molecular function: identical protein binding; RNA binding. The record is from RefSeq and is a predicted model, not a curated record.
ACAAACCGUCGCCAUUAGAGCUUCGCCUUACAGCAUGAUCCUCGGUCGCGUCUUCCAGCCGCUUCGCCGGCGGCGCCGGCCGCUGCUCCCCCAGACCACAUUCCUCCGCCGCCACGGCGCCCUGGCAAACCACCCCAGCCCGUACACAGCCCUUCCCGCCCACCGCGGCCGCCGCUCUGCCCGCGCGGUGUUCGACGAAACGCCGCACGAGGACGCCGUCGCCUACGCCAACCUGAUCGACCUCCACCUGAGCUGCGGCGACCUCCCGCGCGCGGAGGCGCUCUUCCGCGCGGCGCCCACGGCCGCCCGCGGCCUCCGUCUGGACACCGUGAUGCUUGAUGGGUACUUCAAGGCCGGCCGCGUCGACCACGCCCGCAGGCUGUUCGACGGAAUGGCGGUCAAGAGCGUCGGCGCGUGGACCCGCAUGGUCUCAGGGUACUGCCGUGCCGGGCGCGUCGAAGAGGCGCGCGGGCUGUUUGAGGUGAUGCCGGCCCGCGACGUCGUCUCGUGGACGGCGAUGUUGCAGGGGUACGCGCGCAGCGGGAUGAUGAGGGAGGCGCACGGGCUGUUCGACGCGAUGCCGGCCCGCGACUUUGUCUCAUGGACGGCGAUGUUACAGGGGUACGUGCGCAGCGGGAUGCUGAGGGAGGCGAGGGAGCUGUUCGACCAGAUGCCGGAGAGGAACGUGGUCACCUGGACGGUCAUGGUGAAGGCCUACGCCGACCACGGCCACUUCCAGGAGGCCGUGGAGCUGUUCGACAGGAUGCCUCAGAGGAACCUGUAUUCCUGGAACAUAAUGAUCUCUGGUUUCUUCCGCGCUGGGAACGUGGACGAGGCGGUUCGGCUGUUCGAGAGGAUGCCAGAUAGGAAUGCUGUUUCUUGGACCACGAUGGUCACAGGCUUAGCGCAGAACGGCCGUGUUUUGAUGGCACGAGAGUUCUUUGACAGAAUGCCAGAAAACAGGGACGCCGCGGCAUGGAAUGCGAUGAUUACUGCUUAUGCCAACAAUGGCCAGAUGAACAAGGCUCGGAGAUUGUUCGAUUCUAUGCCCGCAAAGGACCUGGUGAGCUGGAGUGCUAUAAUCCAUGGCUAUGCCAAAAACAAGCACAAGGGCGAAGUCAUGGGUUUAUUUCGUCUCAUGCUCCGGUCAGCAGUAUCCCCUGACAGAUUUACAUUGAUCAGUGUCUUGGUUACAUCCGAGAGCACAGUUGAAGUUGGGCAAAUCCAUGGCUUGGCUGCCACACGAGGUCUCCUGUCAGACACCUCCUUAGGAAAUGCUCUGCUCAUCAUGUAUUCAAGGAGCGGUGACCUGCACUCCGCCUGGCAAGUUUUCAAAAUGUUACAAGAGAAGGAUCCCAUCACAUGGACAUUGAUGAUGCGGGCCUUUGCCAACCAUGGCCGUGCCUCCUACGCGCUGCAGGCCUUUGCUCAGAUGUUGCAACAUGGAUACAAGCCCAGCUCGACCACCUUUAUCGCCGGUCUCGUCGACAAAGGCCGUGCCUCCAGGGCGCAUUGCCGCCUAAGCGUCCAAGGUGGGACGCUUUAAAAACAAUGGUGGGCGAAGCUCUUCCAAAGUGUGAUGGUCCCUCUGGUUCAGGUUCGGGAGGCUACUACAUGGUUCUGGUCAACUUGUUUGCGUCAGGUGGGAUGUGGGAGGAGAUGGCAGGUGCGUAUAAGGCCAUGAAGGGGAGCCAGGUGUGGAGGACACCCGGGGUUAGCCAGAUAAUGGCGGAUGCAAAGGACCCGCACACUCUUCUCAAGGAUAAGAUGCAUCCGCAGUGGGAAGCGAUAUACGAGAUGCUGGACGACACGCUUGUCCCCCAGAUGAUGAAGUGGGAUUGUAACAGUGUGAGCUGGUUGAUGCAGUUGCAAACUUGCAUCAGCUGACUGAUCUCUUUGAACUUUUAGGGUAAUCGAUCUCUUUGAUGUCAAGCUUAUUACGUCCCACACACAAUGCUUUGACACACAGUACAGAUAUAUGAGAUGCUGGACGACGCACUUGUCCCUCUGGUGAAGGUGAAUUUAACAAAAUACCAUAUUCUA